AUGACAUCAAUUCAACAAUCAGUCACCAAAAAUGUCAAGAAUAUGUGCACAAGACUGGAAACUUCAAACCAUCAUCACCUUCUCAAUAUUUACCAAACUAUCGGUCAUGAAGAAACUGCCAGGAAAAGGUCAAAAAGCAUUCACGAUAUAGUGCCCAAAUCUGAGAACAUCAUGAAAAUCGACGAUCUACUCCGAGCCAGGGGGAUUAAAAGUCCCUCCUGCCAAGCAAUGCAAUGCAAUCUCUUCGUCAUUUAA
This is a messenger RNA of Macrosiphum euphorbiae (potato aphid), 255 nucleotides long. NCBI's taxonomy places the organism in Eukaryota, Metazoa, Arthropoda, Insecta, Hemiptera, Aphididae. The record is from the annotation of a GenBank genome assembly.